Messenger RNA from Letharia columbiana, 1068 nucleotides. RefSeq lists its product as uncharacterized. The coding region runs from base 1 to 1068 and encodes 355 amino acids. The record is from RefSeq and is a predicted model, not a curated record. NCBI's taxonomy places the organism in Eukaryota, Fungi, Ascomycota, Lecanoromycetes, Lecanorales, Parmeliaceae. The transcript has 3 exons.
AUGGCAGCCGAAUCCUCGGCAAACCCAGCUGAUUCAGAGAAACCUGCCUUGGUCUCUCAACCUUCUGUUGCCAACGAACACCAAGCCAAGGCUUUUGCAGAGCUCAAAGCAUUGUGUGAGAAUAACAAACUCUAUUGGCCGGCAAGUGAGAUCGAAGGCUAUCCUGCCGAAGGGCACAAUGACGAUAAAGACCUAUUACGGUUUCUCGUUGCGCGCUCGUACGACCCACAGGCUGCUUACAAGCAAUACAGCGCCUCAGCAGCCUGGCGCAGAAAAGUCGCCCUCGUUCAAACAUACGACAACGUGGAGAUACAGAGAUUUGCACGUAUGAACAGAGUACAACCCCAAUGGACGGGCCGUCGAGACAAAAUGGGCAUCCCUCUGAUGGUCUAUGUAUUGUCCGAGAUCCGUCCCGAAGAUCUCGCUCAAAUCUCGAAAGAAGAUCCCGGAUUAUCGAGUAUCUUCCUCCCGGCAGAAUACAUAACGAACUUCACGCAGCGUCUGUGCAACAGGGUGCGGAAUGACGGAAUCACCAUCAAUAAAUCCGUAAACAUCAUCGAUCUCUCCAAUGUUGGGCUGCGGAAGUUCUGGAAUCUGCGAUCGAUCCUUCAGACCGCCAGCAGCAUGGCCACGGCGCACUAUCCGGAGACGGUGGAGCGGAUCUUCGUCGUCGGGGCGCCGUCCUUCUUCCCCACCAUCUGGAGUCUCGUCACCAGCCGCUUCGAUCCCGCGACCACCAGGAAGAUCUUCGUCCUGUCCGCUUCCGAAGCUACGGAAAAGCUGACCGAGUUUAUCGCGCCCGAAGACCUGCCGAAACGCUUUGGCGGAACGCUGGACUGGACGUUCCCCAUGCGGCCUGUCCCGGACGCCGAGACCAAGGAGAUGAUCGGCAGUCUGGCCGACAGAUGGGUCGAGGGGCCAAUUCGGUACCUCUCGAAGCCUGAGGGCGACGUCCUCGUGGCCGUGGGCUCGCAGGAUGGGCAGUUGAGGCGGGAGACUUUGGCUCAUAUUCCCCAGGGCUCAUCGUCUCGUAACGGGCAGCCAUCGGAGCAUGUACCGACGACAUGA